Cynoglossus semilaevis (tongue sole) is the source of this 3827-nucleotide messenger RNA. RefSeq names its product neuronal tyrosine phosphorylated phosphoinositide-3-kinase adaptor 1 (gene nyap1). Lineage: Eukaryota; Metazoa; Chordata; Actinopteri; Pleuronectiformes; Cynoglossidae. The transcript has 7 exons. Bases 612 to 3770 code for a protein of 1052 amino acids. Gene Ontology annotation, biological process: neuron projection morphogenesis; phosphatidylinositol 3-kinase/protein kinase B signal transduction. The record is from RefSeq and is a predicted model, not a curated record.
AACAUGUUUGUUUUGCAGAGGUCGACUCGGGUUUUUUUCCCCUCCUGUCUUUCUUUCCUGUUUUUUACGUGAAGCCCAGCAGGAUGAGGCCGACGCUGAUGCUGAGGCUGAUGAUGCUGAUGCUGCCGAUGCCUCCUCACCUGAGCCUUCGCACGGGAUCGUUUUGUAUCGUCGCAUUGGAUCGCACCGCGGUUUUCGCUCCGAUCUCGCGCCGGCCCGCCAACAGCCUGGCUCCCCGCUGUUUAUCAUAAAAAAUGGAAGAGCUCUCACGUCAGGACGAGGCGUCAGUCCGGCCGAUGUGCGUCUGAAUUACUGAUUUUUCAUUUACGCAUCAGUUGACACAUCUGUGCGAAGACAUUUUUAGCCCGUUCGACUCUCUCUCUCUCUCUCUCACACACACACGCACACGCAGACAGCUGUGUCAUCAACCACCGGCGUGGUUUUGUUGUUGUCUGAUUUUUUUUACGAGCCCGGGCGGGCGACUGGAUUUCGGCACCGUCUGCAUCUGCGCCAAGACGAACUCUGCUCUGCUCCAGUCAGCAAGGUGAGCUGGAGGAGGAGGAGGCCGCCCGCGCCCAUCGUCUCCUUCUCCCAGAGUCCUCCUCUAUACCAUGAGCUCUGGCUCGGCCCAGGAUGUGGCAGUCGAGCAUUUCCUGCGUGACAUAGAGAGGCGAAGCAAGCGGCUACACUGCGCUGUGACCGGGUGUGAGGAGGGGAGACCCCGCAGCGACAUGAACCUCCUGUACCGUAAGAGCCGCCUGGACUGGAGGCAGAGGGACCAGGAGGGGAGCAAAAAGAGCUCCUCUCAGAACGACCCCUCAGCGACGGUCGGUAAAGUUCGCGACUUGGCUUCUUUCCGUCGACAUUUCCGAAUGGGAUUCAUGACGAUGCCGGCGUCCCAGGACCUUUCCCCUCACACCUGUGCCUCUGCCAUGGCGCCGCGCUCGCAGUCCUGCCAUGCCGUCGGCGCCGGGGACACCGGUCUGGAGAACGGAGAUUAUUCCGACACCCAGUCCCAACACGGGGGGCGCUGUCCCCCAGCCAAACCCAAACGCCAUCCGAGCACUCGCCUCAGCUCCUCCUCCUCCGACGGCAGAGGACCGCCGGAUUCGAUGCCCCCCCCUCCGCCCUCUCACUCCCAGUCCAAACACUCAGAGAAGAAGAACUCCAUGAAGAAGUCCGACUCUGGGGACGUCGGAUCUAAGAAGGUGCCUCCCCUGAAACCUAAGAGAAGUCCCAGUACCCAGCUGACCUUUGACCCUCUGCCUCCACGUGUGCCUCACUCUUCCACGUCCCUGCCUUUCCACGCUGCAGACUCCCAGAUACAGACAGGAGAGGGCGACGACGAGCCGGUCUAUAUCGAGAUGGUGGGCCAAGUGUUCACCAGAGAGAGCCAGACGGCCACCCCCCACCCCGUCACCCCGGUGGCCACCACGCCGGACUCUGACUCGGACCAGAGUGAGGCCAUCUAUGAGGAGAUGAAGUACCCCCUGCAGGAGAACAGGGAGUCCCACAGACACCUCCCCCACAAACAGGACAAACUGAAAUCUUCCAAACACUUCCACGUCACUCCCUCCUCCUCCUCCGUCAGCUCUUCAUCUCUGCCACGCCCGUCCUCUUCCUCGCCGUCCUACUCCAAACCCAAAGCUGCUGUGUCCAUCACCCAUUCGUCUCCGCUGCCUUCUUCUGCGUCCACCACGCCCGUCCCCCAGGUCCUCUCCACCAGCCCCCACACCCCACGUGCCCCCACUCCGUACCUGCUGCCGGGGAGUAAAUCGGAGGCCGAAGCCAACACCAAGAUUCCCGCUCCUUUCCCGAACCUUCUGCAGCAUCGACCUCCGCUGCUAGCCUUCCCACAGCCCGCCGCUGCCUCCAGUGGAGUCGGAGUUCAAAAUAAGGCGUCGUCAUCGGGGAAAAAUCAGACGUCCAGCGUAACGACUCAAGCCAGCAUGUCCUUCUCCGCCUCGUCCAACGUCCCCAUAUCCCAAGUGGCCUCAAAGGAGUCGUCGUCAGCAGGUGGCGCUCAGCAGGACAAACACAGCAGAGAGUUAGGUCCAGCCCCGGGGCUGAGAGCCAGGAGUCACUCCACGCCCCUGCCUCCUUCCUCCAAAUCCACCUCCCCUUACUCCCACCACCACCACCACCCUCACCACCGACCCUCCCACUACCAUCACUACCGUAAACCCGACAGAGGGGACUCUCCUGCUCCGACCAAAAGCAGCUCUCAGACCUCCACCCAGGCCACGGUCCAGACCCAGACCUCAGGUUCUGGCAGGGAGGGCAAGUCUGUGAGCUUCCUCCUGAAGUGCGACAAAGGAGAGAGGGACAAAGACAAGGACAGAGACAAGGAGAGGGACAGAGAUAGAGAUAGGGAGAGGACCAGAGACAGGGACCGAGACAAGGACAAAGAAAAGGACCGGGACAGAGACAGAGACAGGGACAGGGACAAAGACAGGGAAAAGGAGAGAGACAGGGACCGUGACAGGGACCGGGACAGGGACCGCGACAGGGACCGGGACAGGGACCGGGACAGGGACGGACCCCACUCCUUGCCGAUGGACACCGGUCCAGCCAGCAGCAGCCAAACGUCUAUAAGCAGCACCAGCUCCACCCCCACACCCUUGUCCUCGUCCCAUCGUCCUCAUUCUCGUCCUCAUCUGCGCUCCCACACCCCCCAUGGCCUGCCGGCCUACAAGCCCCCGACCUCGGACAGCCCCCUGCUCUGGACCUACCCCUCCGGUGGCUUCAGAAGACCCCCAGCUUACGAGAGCCUGAGGGGAAGCUCCGGGACACCGUCCCUGCUGCAGCCGUCCAGUCUGACGGGCGUCGGCGAGGGGGCGUCCAAAAGUAACGGAGGGUCUUCGUCUCAUCAGUCCAAAACCGGCUUCAUGCCCUGGGACAGCAGUGCCAACCUGUCGGCAGACGAGAGUUCCUAUUGGCCGAUGCAGAGGAAGUUGUCGUUCAGCCACGGCAGCAGAGACGCAGAAGAGGAGGACGGUCGUGCCUGGAAUGGAAGCGCCGACGCCCUGUUACGGAUGGACAAGGAGGAGCUGGGCCUGGGCUCUCGAGGAGGACCCUCAGGGAUCCCGGUCCACUUCGGGGGGGCCAGCAGUCGGGCCCUGGGCCACACUGAGUCCUUGGCUGGGGCAGACAGCGGCCUGGGAUUCAGAGCAUUACCACGAGUAGGGCUGCCCCUGCCCUGCCAGACCUUCCCUGCCUGUCGCAACGGAGAAGUGGGGCGGCUGGGCCGCUCCUCCUCCGCCGCCGGAGGCAGACAGGUGGGUGGAGGAGACGUCCAGAGACAGAGCAGCCUACCGGCACGGGAGGCCCUGAGUCAGAUCCACGGUCUGGCGCAGCCUCAGCCCCCCUGCAGUCCCAGCAGCCCCAGCGUCUCGCGGCAGCAGCAGCAGCUUCAGCUCCACCAGCAACAGCUGCAGAUAAAGCAGCAGCUCCAGCAGCUCCAGCAACAGCACCACCUUCAGUUGCAGUUCCAACAGCUGGCCCAGCUGGCACAGGUACAGCCCACCAUGGGCGGGGGCGCCGCUCCGUCCACGACGCAGACCCAGAGGGACGGCAAACUGCUGGAAGUCAUCGAACGCAAACGCUGCCUGUGCAAAGAGAUCAAAGCCCACAGGCGCCCUGACAAAAGCCUGUGUAAGCAGGACAGCAUGCCCAUCCUCCCCAGCUGGAGACGGACACCUGAGCCCCGUAAGGCUGGCACGCCGCCCUGCCAGAGGCCGCAGGCGGUGGUGUGGGACACGGCGAUCUGAGGGGCCGAGCAAGGAAAGAGAGAGAGAGAGGGGGAGAGAAAACACACACGGUCGAGG